GCCAGCCCCGGGAGGCCCCGGCAGCGGGACGAGGCCGCAGCGGCGGCUCCGCGGGGCCGGGCCAUGGAGAGCCCCGGCGGCAGCGGCUCCCUGCGGGGCGACAUCAGUUUCUGGGCCGACAGGACGCCGGUGCACGAGGCUGCCCGGAGAGGGGAGAUCCUGCAGCUGCAGCAGCUGAUCGAGAGCGGCGCCUGCGUCAACGCCGUCACCUACGACUCCAUCACGCCCCUGCACGAGGCCAGCCUCAGGGGACAGACCCAGUGUGUCAAACUGCUGCUGGACGCGGGCGCCCAGGUGGACGCGCGGAACAUCGACGGCAGCACGCCGCUGUGCGACGCCUGCGCCUCGGGCAGCGUGGAGUGCGUGCGGGUGCUGCUGUCGCACGGAGCCAAGGUCAACCCGCCCCUGUACACGGCCUCGCCCCUGCACGAGGCCUGCAUGAGCGGCAGCCCGGAGUGCGUGCAGCUCCUGAUCGAGGUGGGUGCCAACCUGGAGGCUCACGACUGCCACUUCGGGACCCCCCUGCACGUGGCCUGUGCCCGGGAGCACCUGGACUGUGCCAAGCUGCUCCUCCAGGCAGGAGCCAACGUGAACGCCGCCAAGCUGCACGAGACGGCGCUGCACCACGCGGCCAAGGUGAGGAACGUGGACCUGGUGGAGCUGCUGGUGGAGUUCGGGGGCAACAUCUACGCCCGGGACAACCGGGGCAAGAAACCCUCGGAUUACACCUGGAGCAGCAGCCCCACGGCCAAGUGCUUCGAGUUCUACGAGAAGACCCCUCUGAGCCUGGCCCAGCUGUGCCGGGUGACGGUGCGGCGCGCGGCCGGCCAGCGCGGCCUGGACAAGAUCUCCAAGCUGGAAAUCCCCCCCCGGCUCAUCCAGUACCUCUCCUACAACUGACAGAGCCAGGAGGAAUUCCUGGGAUUCCCGGGAAAAACCCCACAGGACCGGAGUUCUCCUUCUCUUCUACCUCCCCCCCACCAAAAAAAAAAACCCCGCUUUAAUUUAAUUUCAGGCACUGCUGUAAAUAGGAUUUGUCAGGAUUUGUCCUCUUUUCCGUGAGUUUUCUUGGAAUUUCCCGGGUGGAAUUUUAGGUGAUUUUCCCGGAUUUCCUCGGUGGCAUCCAGCCAGGGGGGAGGGAAAUGGGAUAACCGGGGAGUGGGAAUCAUCCCAGCUGGGAAUUCCUUGCUCUGGAGCAGCUCUGAUCCCAUUUUUCCCUGCAGAGACCCCUCUGAUCCCAUUUUUAUCCCAUUUUUUCCCAUUCCUGAUCCCAUUUUUCCCUGCAGAGACCCCUCUGAUCCCAUUUUUUUCCCCCAUUUUUCCCAUUUCUGAUCCCAUUUUCAUCCUGUUUUUCUCUGCACAGACCCCUCUGCACCUAUUUCCAAUCCCAUUUUUCCCUUUUUUUUCCCAUUUUUCCCUGCAGAGACCUCUCUGAUCCCAUUUUUCCUGGUUUUAUCCCAUUUCUGAUCCCGUUUUUUAUCCCAUUUUUCCCUGCAGAGACCCCUCUGAUCCCAGUUUUCCCGUUUUUAUCCCGUUUUUCCCUGCAGGGAUCAUCCAUCCCCUUUUGGAUGAUCCAGCCUGGAAUGAUCCAGGGCCCCUUUCCCUGCUGGCUGCAGAGGGACUGGGAGGGAAAAUCCUUGGAUUCCCAAAUCCUUGGGUUUGGAUGGGAUCCCACCUUUGGGAAUAACUCUGGUGACAGCUGCAAGCCCGGCUGGGGGCAAAUUAAUUCCCUGUUAAUUCAUUAAUUCCCUAAAUGAAUUCCCUAAAUUAACGAGCUCAGGGCUAAUUAGAGGCACUUGCAGCUCGUUUAUUUUUGGGAAUUUUUCGGGUUUUCCAGGAGCAUCCAGAGGCUUUGGAUCAACACCAGGAAUGAGGAGAGGCCUGGGAUUGGCUGUGUCCCAUUCCCAUUCAAAUUCCCAGUCCCAGUCCCAUUCCCAUUCAAAUUCCCAAUCCCAUUUCCACUCAAAUUCCCAAUCCCAUUCCCAUUCAAAUUCCCAUUCCCAGUUCCAUUCCCAUUCAAAUUCCCAAUCCCAAUCCCAUUCCCAUUCAAAUUCCCAUUCCCAGUCCCAUUCAAAUUCCCAUUCCCAGUCCCAUUCCCAGUCCCAUUCCCAGUCCCAUUCCCACAUCCCAGGACGUUCCCUGAUCCCAGAUUUGAUUUCCCCCUCCCUCGAGAUCCCGUGGGAUGCAGCAGGGCUGGGUUCUGCCUGGAAGUUUGGGAAUUUUGGGAUUGAUUUUCCCCCUUUGGAGCUCUUUUCCCAAUGCCAGUUUGGGAUUGGGAUUCCAGGGAUUGGGAUUGGGAUUUCAGGCCUGAAUCCCAGCUGGAAUUCCUGGAAUUCCUUGGGCACCUGGGGCUUUGUCCUUGGAUGUUUGAGCUGGGAUUCUCAUCCCCCUUCCAGGUUUUCCAUUUUCCCCCCAAUAAUCCUGGAAAAUCCCAGAGUUUCCCCACGAGAACAAAUUCCUGCAGAAAUCCUGGAAUCCACUGGGGAUCCAGGCUGGGAAUGCUGAGCUGGGGCUGAAUGCACUUUAUGGGGUUUUUAGUUUAAUUUUCAUUUUAUUUAUUCCUCCCUUCCCCUUUUCAGCCUGGAAAUCCCAAACCCUGCUGUUCUCAUCCCGAGUUUUGGGCUGGGAUUCCCGGAAAUGUGGAACUGGGGAAGCUCAGGGAUGCCCCAGAGGGGUUUUGUUUUUGUGGGAUUCAUCCCUGGGAAGGGCAGGAAAAAGGAUUUGUGGGAUAGUUUAGGGAUCCCAAAUCCCUUCUUAGGGUUCCCAAAUCCCUUCUGAGGAUCCCAAGUCCCUUUUUAGAGUUCCCACAUCCCUUUUUAGGGAUCCCAAGUCCCCUUUUAGGGUUCCCAAAUCCCUUCUUAGGGAUCCCAAAUGCCAUUUUAGUAUCCAAGAUCCCUUUUUAGGGUUCCCAAAUCCCGUUUUAGGAUCCCAGAUCCCUUUUUAGGGUUCCCAAUUUGCCUUUAGGGAUCCCAGAUCCCUUUUUAGGGUUCCCAAUUUGCCUUUAGGGAUCCCAAAUCCCUUUUUAUGGUUCCCAGAUCCCCUUUUAGGGAUCCCAAAUCCCUUUUUAGGGUUCCCAAAUCCCAUUUUAGGAUCCAAGAUCCCUUUUUAGGGUUCCCAAAUCCUGUUUUAGGAUCCCAGAUCCCUUUUUAGGGUUCCCAAUUUGCUUUUAGGGAUCCCAAAUCCCUUUUUAGGGAUCCCAAAUCCCCUUUUAGGUGUUUUUUUCCAACCCUCCCCACACGGGUACAAUAAUGGAAUUAAAAAAUCCAAGUUUCCCUUGGAAAAGCAAAAAGAUUCCUUGAAGAACCAAGAGGAAAUUCCCCAAAUCCCGUGGGUUCCAUCUUCAUUUUCCCCCGAGUCUGGAGCCUUUCUGGGGGAAUCCCAAAGUUUGGGGGGUUUUUAUUUUGAAUCCAUUGGAGGAAUUCCUGCUGCUGGGAUUCAGGAGAGCUUCAGGCACCAUCCUGGAAUUCCAGCUUGGAAAACUGGGAAUGACGUUUGGGCUGUGGCCUCUCCUGAUCCAUGAAUCACUGGGAAUAAUUCCAUUUAUCCCAUUAAUUCCAAUUCCAAGCCAAUCCCAGUUUAUUUGAUCCCAGCUGGAAUUUUUUGGGAUCUUCCCUUGCAUUUUUAGGAGCAUCUGGAUCUCCUCUGGGUCAAGGAUUGGGAUGAAAACCUCGGAGAAUCCAAGGACCCAAAUCCCUCUUGGAUCACAGAGCCUGGAGGGGGGGUGUCUUUCCUGGGGAUUUAUAGGAUUUUGGGAUUUCUGGGAAUGCCAGAAGCAGCUGAAUCCUUGGAAUAAUGGGAAUAAACUCCUGGAUUGGGCCUCGUUGGUUUUUGGGUCACUUUGGGACAAUCCCUUCACCCUUUAUUCCCAAAUCCAGGCCUGGAUCCAUCCCAAAUCCCACCAGGCUUUAUCCUCCCCUUCCCAGGCGUCCCAAAUUCCAAACCCAGCUGAAAAAUUUCCGGAUAAUUCCUCUUCCAUGGGGCUUUCCUGUGGAUCCAGCAGGGCAGGGAGUGAUCCAAAAUAAAAAAAAAAAUUCCAGCUGGGAACAAGAUCCAUGGAAAUCUUUGGGAUUUCUCCUGGCUGGAAUUUGGGCUGGAGAAGGGGAGCUGGAUCCUGGCAGCUUUUCCCAAAAUUUGAUGUUUAUCCUGGGAAAACAAGGUGGGAUUGAAGCCAUUCCUUGGGAAGCUGGAAAAUUUCACUCCUGGAUCCCCUGGAUGAGGGAAAUCCCUGCAGGGUUUGUGCUGCAGCUUCCCAAAUCCCUGGAAAAACUGGGAAAGGGACAACUCCCACCAAAAGCAAGACUGGGAUUCCUGCUUUGCACCUUCGGGGGUCUUGGUGUGAGGGGAAAACAUUCCCAGGAGUUUUCCUGAGCUUUGCAUCCCUCAGAUCCUCUGGAAUGGGGAGCUGGAAUUCUGUCCCACCUCUGGCUUUGGGAAUAAAUCCACCCAAACAUCCAGAGGAUUUCCCUGAGCUUUCCCACAGGCGCUCCUGCAGAUCUUCCUGGUGCCCAUCCCAAAUUUUUGGGUGGAUCUGGGGAGUCGGGAGAAAAAUCCCUGGAGCACCAGGUCGUGGCUUUAACCCCAAAAUCGACAUUUCCCAACUCCCACCCAGCCCUCAAACCCACAGCAGGGAUCCAAUCCCAAUUCCUUGGGAUUUCUGGAGAACUGGAUGAAUCCUUUGGCUUUUCCCACCCCUCCUGCACGUCACCAGGGACAAAAUCCUCGGAUCCCAAAAAAAAAAAAAAAAAAAAAAACCCAAACUCCUUCACUUUGAGAUGGGUCCUGAGCUUUUGGUGGUGCCCUGAAACCGAGAUCCCGGAUUUUCCCUGGGUUCAGGCGCUCGGGAAAUGCUGGAAAGGGGAAGAACUCUUCAGUGCUGGGAAUUUGGGCACCUGGAAUUCAUUCCUGAUCAAAGCUCGGGAAGGGUUCAGGUUAUUCCUGAUUAAAAUUCACUCUGGAAAAGUC
This is a messenger RNA of Vidua macroura (Pin-tailed whydah), 4962 nucleotides long. It is a transcript of the gene ASB13, whose product is annotated as ankyrin repeat and SOCS box containing 13. The transcript has 6 exons. The record is from RefSeq and is a predicted model, not a curated record. NCBI's taxonomy places the organism in Eukaryota, Metazoa, Chordata, Aves, Passeriformes, Viduidae. The coding region runs from base 64 to 900 and encodes 278 amino acids. Gene Ontology annotation, biological process: intracellular signal transduction; positive regulation of protein catabolic process; protein ubiquitination. Gene Ontology annotation, molecular function: protein binding.